Aspergillus wentii DTO 134E9 is the source of this 1917-nucleotide messenger RNA. RefSeq names its product serine/threonine-protein kinase. Gene Ontology annotation, molecular function: ATP binding; protein serine/threonine kinase activity. The coding region runs from base 1 to 1917 and encodes 638 amino acids. The record is from RefSeq and is a predicted model, not a curated record. The transcript is spliced from 6 exons. NCBI's taxonomy places the organism in Eukaryota, Fungi, Ascomycota, Eurotiomycetes, Eurotiales, Aspergillaceae. Gene Ontology annotation, biological process: protein phosphorylation.
AUGUCGUGGAAACUCACUAAAAAACUAAAGGAAACGCACCUUGCCCCGUUGACCAACACCUUUACUCGGUCUUCCUCCACAUCCACCAUCAAGGGUGAAUCCGGCGAAGAGACCCCGACUGUCUCGCAGGCCCCGACUAUCUCUGUCUCGUCUGCAAACCCCGAUGGAAUCACUGAAUCCGCGUCCCUCGUCUCUCCCCCCGUGGCCCCUGUCAAGCCGGGUAUCUUGAUCGUCACACUCCACGAAGGCCAGAGUUUCUCUCUUUCCCCUCAUUACCAACAGAUCUUCAACUCGCAUUUCCAGAACAACAGCGCCUAUGGCUCGAUGCGCCCAAGCUCUUCCUCCUCUCACUCCACCGGACAGGCGGGCUCCUUCGUGCCGAAUAACCGCCCGCAGUCGACCAGCGGAGGAAUCAAUGCUGCCCCCACUAUCCACGGUCGCUACUCAACCAAGUACCUCCCUUACGCUCUCCUCGAUUUUGAAAAGAACCAAGUCUUUGUCGACGCGGUUUCGGGAACGCCCGAGAACCCCCUCUGGGCCGGCGACAACACCGCCUUCAAGUUUGAUGUGUCCCGUAAGACAGAAUUGAAUGUUCAGCUUUAUCUGCGAAACCCCGCUGCUCGGCCUGGCGCCGGACGAAGUGAGGAUAUCUUCCUCGGUGCAGUCAAGGUGCAUCCUCGCUUCGAAGAGACUCAGCCAUAUGUGGAGGACCCCAAGCUCAGCAAGAAGGAUAACCAGAAGGCCGCUGCUGCUCAUGCGUCGCAGGAGGGUCAUCUGGGCCAGAUGGGUGCUGAAUGGUUGGACCUCCAGUUCGGAACUGGUUCGAUCAAGAUUGGUGUUUCGUUCGUUGAGAAUAAGCAGCGUAGCUUGAAACUGGAGGACUUCGAUUUGAUGAAGGUCGUUGGUAAGGGUAGUUUCGGCAAAGUCAUGCAGGUCAUGAAGAAGGAUACUGGCCGGAUCUACGCCCUCAAGACCAUUCGCAAAGCUCACAUCAUCUCUCGAUCCGAAGUUACACACACUCUCGCAGAGAGAUCGGUACUUGCACAGAUCAACAACCCUUUCAUUGUUCCCUUGAAGUUUUCUUUCCAGUCUCCGGAGAAAUUGUAUCUCGUUUUGGCGUUCGUGAACGGUGGUGAAUUGUUCCAUCAUCUGCAGAGGGAACAGCGUUUCGAUAUCAACCGAGCUCGUUUCUACACCGCGGAACUGCUUUGCGCACUUGAAUGCUUGCAUGGUUUCAAGGUUAUUUACCGUGAUCUCAAGCCCGAGAACAUCCUUCUUGACUAUACCGGACACAUCGCGCUCUGUGACUUCGGUCUUUGCAAGUUGGAUAUGAAGGAUGAGGAUCGCACAAACACAUUCUGUGGAACUCCUGAGUAUCUUGCCCCUGAGCUCUUGCUUGGAAACGGAUACACAAAGACAGUCGAUUGGUGGACGCUGGGUGUCCUCCUUUACGAGAUGCUUACGGGUCUUCCACCUUUCUAUGAUGAAAACACCAAUGAAAUGUACCGGAAGAUCUUGCAGGAACCCUUGACAUUCCCCAGCAGUGACGUCGUCCCUCCUGCCGCUCGGGAUCUUCUCACCCGCCUGUUGGAUCGUGACCCUCAACGUCGUCUUGGUGCCACCGGUGCCGCUGAGAUCAAGUCUCACCACUUCUUUGCUAACAUUGACUGGCGCAAGCUUCUUCAGAGGAAGUAUGAGCCAAGCUUCCGCCCCAACGUGCUUGACGCCCGUGAUACCGCCAAUUUCGACCGCGAGUUUACCCAAGAGGCUCCGCAAGACUCGUACGUCGAUGGCCCGGUUCUCUCCCAAACCAUGCAGCAGCAGUUCGAAGGCUGGUCUUACAACCGCCCCGUCGCUGGUCUUGGAGAUGCCGGUGGCAGUGUCAAGGACCCAUCUUUCGGAAGUAUCCCAGAAUAA